Molecule: messenger RNA, 2299 nt
Organism: Folsomia candida
Lineage: Eukaryota; Metazoa; Arthropoda; Collembola; Entomobryomorpha; Isotomidae
Exons: 9
Coding region: 116-2107 (663 amino acids)
Source: RefSeq, a predicted model, not a curated record
AAUUUCAAUUUUAGUCUGAAACAUACCUUCUUUUCCUCCGCAUGCAUUGGUCUUCGUCUCCCGUCUGACAUUUUAUCUUACGUUUAUUGAUUUAGUUUCCCAAUUUAUCGAGAUCAUGGCCACUUGCAACCAAUUUGAAACUCGAUCCAGUAAUGGUCCUUCUGAAACAUCUGCGGAGCAACCGGUCAUAUUUUAUGAAUCAGACAACCCCGUCGAUGGCGACGAUUCUUACAAACUGUUGUACACUCAUGCCGAAGUUGAUAUUAAAAAGUAUCGAGAACACCCAACCCGGGGAAUCCGCCACUUACGUGUGGACAAGGUCGUGACGCCUUACAUGUUCUACACGGAGUUUGACAUGAGAAAUGUAAUCCAUAGCUUCAAAGACUGGAAAGCGGCCAUGCAGAACUUUUACAACAAUGACCAAGACCCAGGCCUAGAAAUGUAUCAAGUGAAAACAUCCAUUCUAUUCAAGUACCGCUGUUACGCGUACCAUGAUCCCGAGACUGGCUUGUGGGAAAGAGUGCGCGUGAUGAAAUAUUGCACGAAGAAAAAAAUUGCGGAAGUCUUCAUGUUUGAGCAAGAUGAAUUUCGAAUUGUACCAAAAUCAUCAAUAAUGGAACUCAACCCAGACUUUUGUAUAUCUGCUGCGUAUGGGUUUCCUACCCACUUGCUCAACAUCCAACCUCCAAAUGGGGACAAAUAUUGGUCACCAGAGGCAGUUAAUUACUUUAAACGUUUGGUGGAGGGCAAAAGCUUUGCGACGAUUGUCAUCACAAGAUCUCAGAUACCUUUCCCUGAAGGGUUUCCAGAAGUUAGCGAGUACCUCGGAGUGGUCAUGAUGCAGAGAAAUCCUUGGAAGAAUAUCACCGUUCAGGCAGAAUUGGUCAAGGCUGGGUUUGCAGAGGCAACUGGUUGUUUAGCCGGAUAUGCAGGGAUGUUGGAAGCUUUGGGUGAAAAAAUUGGGCGAUUUGACAUACAAUCUUUUGGAAAUGAAUCGAAUAACGCUUUCGCUAUAGCUACUGGGAAAGUCCUCAAAAAGCCAAGUGUACAACUUGUUCAAGAGACAUUAAAGACGGCAAUGGCCACGUCAGAGACAUUAAGAAAAAAGGAGAUGAACUUGGCUGAUAUUUUUGUGUCAACCCAGUAUGACUUAUUUGCUCCGGAUAUGUGUACCAAGCAUGAUGAGUCCAAAGAUCUCUUUUUCCAUCUUCCCAACACUUACAAGAAUGCAAUGUGUCAGGUCAGAUUUUCUCACAUGUCCUGUCCCAGCGUGAUGUACGUCCAGUUGGAGAACAAUAUCAAUGAUUUGCGAGAAAUGGAAACUGCUCUGAGUCUCAUGGUCGAAAAUGAAGAGUCGAUUCAAUACAAUUGUGUGAAGGCAGGCCUUGCCAUUGCGGUUCAGAUUCAAAUUACCCCUAAUCAAGAACCUACAUGGGUCCGAGGCGUGGUACGCCAUGUCCUUCACAGUGUCAAACUUUUGAAGGUUAUUCUGGUGGACUACGGAUCGGAUAUUUCCAUAAAAGAGCACUUCACACGCUACCUUCCAGCAUACUUUCAGAAAAUUCCAGGUUUCGCUUUCCGCGUUCAUCUGGAUUCUCGGUUUCUCGUUCCAAGCGUAGGACGCCAGUGGUCAAGUGACGCAGGAGACACUUUCAUGAAAUAUAUGAAUGCCUGGAAUUAUCAAGUGCCAAUCUACUACGUGUGGAUGCCUGCCUCUGCUUCUGUCCUAGAACUUCAAGAUUUUAACCAAGAGCUUUGCUGGAACCCAGAAGCCGGUAAAUGGCGACCCUCCGUUGGUCGCAUUUCGGCCUUAAACAGCAUCGUCAAUUCAAUGAGUGAGUCAGUUCUCCUCUGCAAUUUCUUCACCUCCAUUGGAAUUGAUGCUGUGUAUGAAGUCAUUACUCAGGACGAGAAGCAAGACUACAAAUUUGAAUCAUUGGGAGAAGUUUUGUGCGAUUGCGGUUUUGGAAUUAGGUUGGGGCCAUUAAAGUCGACGAAAGGCCAGCACAACAGCAUCGUCAUGGCCUGUCUCGAUGAUAACUAUGUGGAUGGUCAGAAGAAUCUUUUGAGACAAAAAGCUGGUGCACCCUUUAUUACACGAAAAUAGAGGGAAUAAAGACAUCACCAAUUUUAUGAGUGCGGACGUUGGACCAAUCUAGAUUUGAUGGAUUUUUUGAUGUUAUGGAUUAUCCGAUGGGUGGCGCAAGUUUUAAAUAUACGUAGAUUUCGUUUGAAACAUUGUUUUUAAGUAAUGAAUUAUAGUUGAAUAAAUGACAAGCCAUCCAUCCAUAAAAAAUAA